CUCUCAUGGGGGUUAUAAAGUACUCUGUUUCAUGAUCUCUAAGAAAUUUCAAGCUCCUGAAAAAAAAGAAGAUUGAAGAAGUCUCUCAAAUUCCCUCUGCUAAAACCCAUCAUUUUAAAUUCAAUCUUCCUUUUGAUCCGAUCAUCAUCGUCCAAUGGCGGUUCCAGAUGCGGCGGUGAGUUUCCUGCUGGAAAAUGUGAGCCAAAUCCUAACAUACAACUAUCACCUGAUAGCUGAUGUGAAGGAAAACAUUGAGAAACUUGAAGGAAACUUGAAACUGCUGAAGAGCGCAAUGGUGGAUUUCUCCAAGUACAACGACGACAUGGAGUACGUGAAACAAAUCAUCAAGGACAUUAAGUCCAUUCUCUGGGAAGCUGAAGACGCCAUCGACAACUACUUAGCUCAAGCUGCCAUUCAGAAAUUCAGGAAAGGUGUUAUCAAGUUUUACCAUCAGUUCACCGAUUACCCGAAAGUGCUUCGGGAUAUCGGGAAGUGCAUCGAAGAAAUUGGUGAAAGAGUUGAGAAGAUCACCGCUGACAGGGUCAGAGAUGGGAUCGAGGCGUUGAAUUUCGGGGCCAUCAAUAACCUUAACCGAACUGCGAAAUCUGCCGAGGGAUCCAGAGUUGAAGAAGACCAGGUGAUCAUUGGGUUUGAUGGGGCAGCUGAGAAAGUGGAAGAGCUGCUGGUCAAAGGACCAGAAACUCUUGAGAUUGUCUCCAUAGUUGGGAUGCUCGGACUGGGGAAAACUACGUUGGCUAAGAUGGUUUUCAAGGAUCCUGAUGUUGAUUACGAGUUCAUGACUCGGGUCUUUGUUUAUGUUUCAGAAGAAUACCAAAAAAAAGAAGUGCUGCUCAAGAUUUUGGGUUCUUUCACCAAAAUCAAUGAUGAAGUCAGUGGCAUGGAUGAAGUAAGGCUUGAAAACCAUCUUAGACAACAACUAGAAGGAAAAAGUUAUCUGAUUGUGCUAGACGAUGUUUGGGAACCGACACACUGGGAUGACUUCAAGUUCGCUUUUCCUAAAAACAACAAGCGGUGUAGAGUUCUCAUAACUACUCGCCGAGAAGAUGUGGCCAGGCACGCGAACCCAACCAAUCCAGAUUCGGUAUAUAAGUUGGAUUUCUUGAAUUUUGAGCACAGUCGCGAGCUACUCAGGUGGAGGGUGUUUUAUAAAAAUGAAUGCCCUCCGGCAUUAGAAGAGUACGAGAUAAAAAUUGUCGAGAAAUGUGAUGGUUUGCCACUAGCAUUGGUGGUUAUUGCAGGUAUCCUCGUGAACCAUCCUGACAGGACUGAUUGGUGGAGGCAUGUUUCUAAUAGUGUCAGGGACUACAUUGCCAAGGAUGCAACUCAAGCCACCAAGGUGAUAGACUUGAUGUAUAAACAUUUACCAAACCAUUUAAAGACAUGUUUUCUCUAUCUUGGUGUCUUUCGAGAGGAUUUUGAGAUACCUGUUUGGAAAUUAGUGCGCCUCUGGAUUUCCGAGGGGCUCAUACCACAGGAAGGUGAUCUUGACCUGGAGAUCACCGCGGAACAGUACUUGGAUGAACUUGUUUACAGAAACGUAGUGAUGGUGGGGCAACGGAGGUCAAAUGACAAAAUCAAAACUUGUCGUAUGCAUGAUACACUUCGUGAGUUUUGUAAGAAAGAAGCCACGGAAGAAAACCUUUUCCAGGAAAUCAAAACCGAUAACCUAGACAUGAAACUAGAUCAAUGUCGCCGCAUUUGCAUCAACAAUGUUCAAAUUUCCAACUUCCUUUCUCCAACGACUUCAGGUAAAAGUGUUCGUUCUUUCUUAACCUGUCCUAAAGAAGACAUGGCUGCGGAUUUAAAGCUUGUUUCAAACAUUUCAAAGGCUUUCAAGCUUCUUAGAGUGUUGGAGAUUCCCUCCCUCAUUUCACCUCGUUUCUCACCCGACCUUUGUGGCCUUGUUCUUCUAAAAUACAUAGCCAUACAAAUCAUUGGUGGAAUUAUUCCUGCAGUUUUCUCUCAACUGUUGAAUUUGCAAACCCUUAUAGUCAAAACUUCUUCUCCAACACUUGAAAUCAAAGCAGACAUUUGGAAGCUAUCACAAUUUAGGCAUUUGCAUACUAAUGCAUCAGCCAGUUUUCCACCCCCUAGUUCAAGUGACAAAACAAAAGGUAAGGAAGGCGCUCCACCGCUGCCUAAGAAUGUCCAAACACUAUGCACCAUUUCGCCUGAAAGUUGCAACAGGGAAGUUUUUGCUCAGACUCCCAAAUUGAAAAAAUUAGGGAUUUGUGGAUCGUUAUCCAAGUUGUUUCAAGCAAGCAGUAAAGCCAAUUUGUUUGAGUAUCUUCGCACAUUGGAAUACCUGGAAAACUUGAAGUUGCUGAAUGAUGAUGACAUGAGCUCCAAGCUUUACAGUCUUCCUCCAAAGAAGAGCUUCCCUCCACAUUUAACAAGGCUCACUUUGUCUCACACAUUCCUGGGUUGGGACGAGAUGAGCGUAAUUGGGGAGCUAGACGAGCUCGAGGUCCUCAAGCUGAAAGAGUUCGCGUUUCAAGGAACCAAAUGGGAGCCUAAUAAAGGCGGAUUCAAGAGUCUGAAACACUUGUUCAUUGGACGCACUGAUUUGGUGGUCUGGCAGGCUUCAGUGGAUCAUUUUCCCAAACUGAAGAGUCUUGAACUCAAUGGCUGUGAUAAGCUUCAGAGCUUUCCACACGGCUUGGCCGAUAUUCCCAGUCUCCAAUCUGUGGUCCUUCACUGCACCAACACUAAUGUGGCUAACUCCGCGAGGAAACUCCAGGUAUUGAAGCUGAAACAAGCAAAUAAAGGCAACAAGAGUACCAACUUUAAGCUCUCAGUUUAUCCUCCAGAGCAUUGAAAUUUUCUUUGGCAGAUGUCAGUGUGGAAGAACCAGGCUCUGAGAAUUCUUUUGCUGAUGCACUGAUUUGAGAAGUAUUUGGUGGGUUUUCAAGAUGAUAGGACACAUCAUGUUGAAAACACCAUUGGUGUAUGUUUGUGUGCCUUUUUUCCCCUUCUUUGAAGUAAUAAUUUGGGGGUCCUUGUGGUUCAUCCUCCUAACAGUUCAUUCUGCAUUUUGUUUUUGUAAUUCAAGUAGUUCUGGCUUUGUUUUUAGCACUUUUUCAUUUUCUGCUUCUUUUCCUUCUCCAAACAGUUCAAUGUAUUCCAAACUUUCAAUCAAUUUAAGACAUUUGGAAAGAUAUUUCGUUUCUGCUA
Molecule: messenger RNA, 3195 nt
Organism: Oldenlandia corymbosa var. corymbosa
Lineage: Eukaryota; Viridiplantae; Streptophyta; Magnoliopsida; Gentianales; Rubiaceae
Source: the annotation of a GenBank genome assembly